Triticum urartu is the source of this 772-nucleotide messenger RNA. The record is from RefSeq and is a predicted model, not a curated record. Lineage: Eukaryota; Viridiplantae; Streptophyta; Magnoliopsida; Poales; Poaceae.
GAUGCAAGAUAACAUGGAAAUCUUGGAGGGAGAGAACGAUGAACCUGAAUUUAUCACUCAUAUAUCAACAUCUAAUGAGUGGACUAAUUUCCGGAAUACUCUUUCUCAAGGGAUGUAUAAUAGCUAUAGAGCUAGAGGCCACUAAGGUAUGGACAACAUGGAUAGCUCAAGUGUUGCACGUGGCAGGGGGAAAAACAAAAGAAAGUGGACAACAAUGGAGGACGAUGAGCUAGUCAAUGCUCUCUAUGAUAUGUCAUUGGAUCCACGGUGGAAAGGUGAUAAUGGUUUCAAGAAUGGGUAUUCCUCAGUGCUGGAAAGUAGGUUGGCUGAAAAGGUACCUGGUUGUGGUCUUAGUGCUGCCCCACACAUUGAGUCAAGGGUGAGAUACUUUAGGACCAAGUAUGGAGCAAUUGAAGUUAUGCUUAAAAGAAGUGGGUUUUCUUGGGAUGAGAAUAGGAAAAUGAUCCAGUGUGAAAAGCAAUCAUACGAGGAACAUUGUAAGCUUCACAAUGAGGCCAAGGGCUUGUAUGGUGUGCCGUUCCCUUAUUUUGAUAAGUUGGCUGCAAUUUAUAGCAAAGAUAUAGCUACUGGGGAGGGUGCGGAAGGUUUUGGCGAAGCUAUAACAAAUUUGCAGAAUGAGAUUGUCAUCGAGGAUGUGAUGAAUGAUGAAGAGGAAGAUGACAGAACGUCAAGAGAGACACCUAGACGGUCUGUUGACAGCCAUGUCACCGCUGAUUCUACAAACUCUAAGAAGAUAAAGAAAGCCAGCUGA